GUAAGAACAUUUUUUUUAAGAGGGAGAGAGAGUAUUAAUUGUAGAAGCUAAGGAAGAAAGUAAAAUAUAACGUACAAACAUCCAUUAUUUCACACGCACUCCUCCGUCCAUCUUUCUUGGCCGGCAUGUUCACAUCUUCAAUCAUCAUCCUAUAAAUAAUUUAAUUCAAACCAUAACAAAUACAGAACUAUUAAGCUGAGGCGUUAUAGUAAUUAAUCAAGGCACUCACAAUGAAGAACUCUCAUCAUCAUCAUCAUCAUCAUCAAAGCUCAAAAGCAUUAUUGAUAGAGCUGUUGUUGAUCACUCAUUGUUUCUCGCUCCUCUCCAUCACUCAAGCUUACGAUUUCUUCUACUUCGUUCAACAGUGGCCAGGAUCUUAUUGUGACACCAAAAAGAGUUGUUGUUAUCCAACCACAGGGAAGCCAAAAUCAGACUUUGGCAUCCAUGGACUAUGGCCUAAUAACAAUGACGGCUCUUACCCUUCCAACUGCGAUUCUACCAAUCCUUACGAUGAAUCCAAGAUCUCAGACCUAAUGAGCAGAAUGCACGAAGAAUGGGCGACGUUGUCUUGUCCAAGCAAUAGCGGAUCGUCAUUCUGGUCACACGAAUGGGUUAAACACGGUACGUGUUCAGAGUCUGUUCUCAACGAGCACGCUUACUUUCAAACUGCUUUGAACCUCAAGAAUCAAAUUGACUUGCUCCAGGCUCUUCGGAGUGCAGGGAUAGAGCCGGAUGGAAGUUUUUACAGUUUGGCCGACAUAAAGAUAGCAAUUGAAAAUGCCAUUGGAAAUGAAGCUUGGAUAGAAUGCAACCGUGAUGAAGAUGGAAACAACCAGUUAUACCAAGUUUACGUUUGUGUCGAUUCCUCAGCUUCUGAACUCAUCACAUGCCCAGUUUUCCCCAGAGGAAGUUGUGCUUCCAACAUUAAAUUCCCAUCAUUCUAGUGACAAAUAAUUUUUAAUGUUUAAUUUGCUUAUUACAAGCUUGGGAUGUCAUUGUCAAAUAUUACCGCGGGAAUGAUCCCCUAUUAGGGUUUAUGUUUUCCCAGAAAAAGUAACAAAUAAAAAAAUUGUAAUAAAAAAACGUAUUUGUAAGUGAUAGAUGUUUGAUGGUUCAAUGAAGCCUUAUUGUUCUUGAAUUUUGUGUUGGUGGGUGUAUCAUGAGUCGAUUUAAUCAGCCCAUCCAGUCUAUUUAUUAUAUUCUUUGUUUGUAUUUGGAGCCAAGAAGUGUAGCGCGUUCCAUCUACUAAAGGAAGAUCACCUUG
This is a messenger RNA of Cuscuta campestris, 1264 nucleotides long. The record is from the annotation of a GenBank genome assembly. Lineage: Eukaryota; Viridiplantae; Streptophyta; Magnoliopsida; Solanales; Convolvulaceae.